AUGACCUUGGGUCUUCCAGUUGGUGCUGUGAUGAAUUGUGCCGAUAAUUCUGGUGCAAAAAAUUUAUAUGUCAUUUCGGUCAAAGGUAUACAUGGCCGUUUGAACAGAUUACCCGCGGCUGGUGUCGGUGACAUGGUGAUGGCCACUGUCAAAAAAGGCAAGCCCGAAUUAAGAAAAAAAGUUAUGCCAGCAGUUGUAAUUCGCCAAAGAAAACCUUGGCGUAGAAGAGAUGGCGUUUUCCUUUAUUUCGAAGAUAAUGCUGGUGUUAUUGUCAAUCCCAAAGGAGAAAUGAAGGGUUCUGCCAUUACAGGACCUGUUGGUAAAGAAUGUGCGGAUCUUUGGCCUCGUAUUGCAUCAUCUUCAGAUCGAGAACCUGAUUGGUUUCUUUUCUUCUGGAAUAAUCUUAAUAUAAAAGAACAUUAUGAUCAAGUUUAG
This is a messenger RNA of Ambispora gerdemannii, 435 nucleotides long. NCBI's taxonomy places the organism in Eukaryota, Fungi, Glomeromycota, Glomeromycetes, Archaeosporales, Ambisporaceae. The record is from the annotation of a GenBank genome assembly.